AUGGCGAACUCAGAGACAGGAACGAGGACUAACAUUCUAUCAGGAGGUGAGUAUCAGGUCUUUCUGAAUUUUAGGGGGUGCGAUAUCCGUCGUGGAUUCGCCGACACCCUCUACCACUUCUUAGAUAGUGCCCAGAUCCGCAUUUUCAUGGAUGACGCUGAGAUUGGAGCGGGUGAAAUAAUUGGUGACAAGCUUAUGCAAGCGAUCAAUGAUUCCAAACUCUAUAUACCCAUCUUCUCUCCAAGGUAUGCAUCGAGUCAUUGGUGUCUCAUUGAGCUUGCGAGGAUGAUGGAGAACAUCUCUAUAUCUAAAGAAGAUGAGAAUAAGAAAGUAAUAUUACCCAUCUUUUAUGACGUGGAACCUGAAGAGCUCAAGCUGAAACCUGAAGAGCACAACCUGCAGAGGCCGUCAUAUCAUGACGCCAUAUUGAAUUUGGAGGAAAAGAAGGUGAAUCAGGAGAAGAAGUUCAGCACCGAGGAUGUAGACAGGUGGCGGAAGGCUCUCAGGGAAGUCGAUGGCAGCAAGGGGUUUAAGCUAAAGGAUCAUUUAGGGUAA
Eucalyptus grandis is the source of this 555-nucleotide messenger RNA. RefSeq names its product TIR-only protein-like. Lineage: Eukaryota; Viridiplantae; Streptophyta; Magnoliopsida; Myrtales; Myrtaceae. The coding region runs from base 1 to 555 and encodes 184 amino acids. The transcript has a single exon. Gene Ontology annotation, biological process: signal transduction. The record is from RefSeq and is a predicted model, not a curated record.